Molecule: messenger RNA, 6388 nt
Organism: Carassius auratus (goldfish)
Lineage: Eukaryota; Metazoa; Chordata; Actinopteri; Cypriniformes; Cyprinidae
Product: interferon-induced very large GTPase 1-like
Exons: 4
Coding region: 127-5571 (1814 amino acids)
Molecular function (GO): GTP binding
Source: RefSeq, a predicted model, not a curated record
AGUGAUAAAAUGACAGAUCCAAAUCAAGAUGAUGCAAUGGACACUUCUGCAGCGACAGACUCUUGAGCACAUGGACAGUAUGACUCUGAAACUUCAGAAAACAGCAGGGAGAACAUAUUUCCCAAUAUGACCGUUGUAUUAACUGGAAAUUCUUCAUCAGUCCAGUUUGGAGAUGGAAACAUAUUAUUAGGACAAAACCAACAAAAUAUUGAAAAUGUGCCAAUAUCCAGAAUUGUUCCUUUACAGAAGAAGAUAUCAGAACAUCAUGUCUCUGUGAUCAACAUGAUUGACUUACAUGAGACUGAACUUUACCUGGACUGUGUGGAUCAGCUCAUUGGUCAACUAGUAAAUGAAAAUGAAAUUCACGCCUUCAUCUAUGUUGUGCGACUGGGUCAGUUAACAGAUGCUGAUAAGACUGGUCUUGACUGGCUCCAGACAGUGUUUGGUGACAGAGUUCCUCAGUUUGUGAUGAUUCUCUUCACUUAUGAGAGAGAAGAAGAGACUGACACUAUAAUAGAUGAUCUGAAGAAAAACCCUGUUCUGAAGCAGCUGUUGAAGAAAUGUGGAGGAAGAUAUCAGACCUGCAACAAGAUGAUGGACAAUCAAUCAGAGAUGAGAGACCUAAUGAAAAAGAUUGAGCAUAUUUAUCAUGAGAAUAAUCAGCAACGCUUCACUGGAGAGAUGUUCAACACUGCAUCAAUAGGGAGAAAAGAGCUGGAAAACAGUGAAUGUGAUGAUAAACCCAGAAAAAAGGAGGACCCCACAACAUGUGAGACUGGAGAAAAACACAAGGGACAAAUCCAACCCGUUGGUGCCACAGGAGUUGGAUCAGAUCAACACCUACAACAGGGAAAGACUAAAAAUCCUAAGUAUGUAUUUCACAGACUUAAUCUGGAAGAUAGCUACCACAAUAAACUGAGAGCUGCAGAUGUUUUUCAGAUAACCAAACAUUCACUACAGUCUAAUGAGUCUUGUGCUGAAGAGGAGCUGAUUCAGACGUUCAUAUACAAACUACUAAUGAUGAACUACAGGGCAAGAAACAUUUCAACUAAAAAAACAAAUGAACAGGAUGACACACAACAAAGAGAGAAUAAUUCAUCUGAAGAUGAGAGUGAUAUUUUUGAGGUUUAUAAAGAGACAUCUUUAUCCAAAACAAGCCAAUCUGAGGGAAUUGACCCAAUGGAUGUUCAGAUGGCUGUGUUUCAUCAUGCUGAUGGUUUUCUGAAGCAGAUGAUGGUGACUAAACUGUCCCAGUGUCAGUAUGCUUUGCCUCUGCUUGUUCCUGAUCCAUUCACACGACAGAUUGAGUUUCCUCUCUGGACAUUUAGACAAAUCAACAAGAGCUGGAAAAUCAGAAACACCAAGAAUGAAAUCGUCAGUCAAACCCAAACGAUCUACAAGACACAAACUCCAAUGGUGUUUUUCUUCAGGUUUGGCUCUGUGUCUUCCUCCAAGUCUCAGCUGAUGAAUAGUCUGAUUAAUAAGAAACAUGACACAUACUUCCACAAGAACUGCCCAGGGAGCAGCAGAACCAGAGUUCUGAUGGAUGGAGUGGUGGAGAUUGCCUGGUUCUGCCCCUCUGGAACAAACGCGGAUAAAUUCACUGACUGUGUUGCCUUCUGUAAUCUACAUGGUGAUGCAGGAGACCAUGAGAAACAGCUGCAGAUCCUCACUGAAAUGAGCUCAGUCAAUGUUGUUUUUCUAACAAAACUUGACAAGAAUGACAGAAAUGCAGCAAAGAUAAAAAAUAUGUACAAAGAAAGAAAGCCACUUAUUUGUCUCCUUACUGAGGAUGAAUCUGCUGUAACUAAGCCAAAGAAAGGGAAAUCCAUGAUCGGCCUGAAAGACAGAAAUCAGUCAGGUGUAUCUGAAGAACUCAGAAGAGCCAUAAAUGAUUGUCUUUCAGAAUCAUCUCUCACUUUCAGUCUUGAAAAUAUGUCCAAAAUCUCAGGGAUCAGAGUAGAUGAGGAAGAUGAUGAAAACUGCAAUAGAGGAAGGGCAGCAGUACAGCAGAUGAUGAGUUUACUGGAGAAGAAAGAUCUGACAGAAAUCAAAGAGUCAUUUCUUCCUAAUCAGGGGAAACUGUGGCAUCUAUGGUGUCAGAAAAACAAAGAGCUACAUCGACCUCAAACAUAUGAGACCGAAAUGGACAUCAGUAGAAAACAUUUAGAAAUGAACAAAAUCCGUAAACAGCAGCAUAAUUCUGACAUUAGUGAGUUCAUGAAGCUCUUUAUUAAACAAAUAAACUCACAUGCUCCCACAAAGAUGUUUUUCCUUAAAUGGCUCAGAAUCCUGCUAGAUGAAUAUACAUCCGCUGAUCUUUCUUCUCUACAUCACAAAUAUGAUGAAAAGUGGUCAACAGUCUUAAAACUGAAAGAAAAGCACGAUAAAUCUGAGCAACUCAAAGUGGAACAAAGUGAACUUGAGAGAAUAUCGGAGGAUCUUCAAGCUGCAGCCUUUGGUUUGGAGCACAUCAUGAGGGAGAUCGGUCAGAUUUAUGAAUCAUGUUCAUCUGUGAAGAAGAACAAGAAAGACUUGCAGAUCCCCUUCUCUUCUCUCCCAAGUUUUGCAGCAGAGAUGAUGAUCUCUGGAUUUCCACUGGAGCUGAUGGAUGGGGAUGCUUGUCAUGUUCCUGUGAUCUGGAUCUCUGCUGUUCUAGAUCAACUUGUCCAGAAACUGGGAGACCAGAGAGUCUUUGUGCUGUCAGUUUUAGGGAUUCAGAGCUCUGGGAAAUCCACCAUGCUGAAUGCCAUGUUUGGACUCCAGUUUGCCGUCAGUGCUGGCAGGUGCACCAGAGGAGCUUUCAUGCAGCUGGUCAGAGUCUCAGAUGAGAUGAAAUCACAGGUCAACUUUGAUUAUAUUCUGAUUGUUGAUACUGAGGGUCUUCAUGCUAUAGAACUGGCUGGAAGAUCAACACGACAUCAUGACAAUGAAUUGGCCACAUUUGUUGUAGGUCUGGGAAAUCUGACCUUGAUCAACAUCUUUGGAGAAAACCCAGCUGAGAUGCAGGACAUUCUUCAGAUUGUUGUACAGGCUUUCCUUAGAAUGAAGAAGGUCAGACUGGAUCCCAGCUGUGUGUUUGUGCAUCAGAAUGUUUCAGACAUCACAGCUGGAGAGAAAAACAUGGAGGGAAGGAGACGACUGCUGGAGACACUGGAUGAGAUGACUAAACUUGCUGCUAAAGAUGAAGUCUGUGAUGCAGAACGUUUCAGUGAUAUCAUUAGAUUUGAUGUUCAAAAUGAUGUGAAAUAUUUCACUCAGCUCUGGGAGGGCAGCCCACCAAUGGCACCACCAAAUCCAAACUACUGUGAGAACAUCCAAGACCUCAAGAAAACUAUUAUGUCUCAUGCCUCAAAAUCACAUGGAAUGAUGCUGAUACACUCAAAAGAUCGUAUUAAAGAUCUCUGGGAGGCUUUACUGGAUGAACGGUUCGUCUUUAGCUUCAGAAAUUCUCUGGAGAUUUCAGCUUACAGGAAACUGGAGACUGAAUACAGCAAGUGGUCCUGGAGUCUUUGCAGUGCCAUGAUGGAAACUGAGAACAAACUACACAACAAAAUAGAAAAUGAAGCUAUUAACGAGAUUAAGCAAUCUGAUCUUCAAAUAGAACUGAAGAAGACAAGUGAAGAAGUGAACAAAUUAAUGUCAGAUUUUUUUGAAAAAGACAGAGAUAAAGAUAUACUGAUUCAGUGGAAAACAACAUUUGAAAUCAAGAUCAAAGUGCUUCAGGAAAACAUUGUGAGAGAAACAAAGAGGAAAUUAAAUGAGGUUCUUCAGCAGCGCGGCUUGAAGAAGAAGAUUGAUGCUCAGAGGACACAUCAUGAAAACACUCUCUUGGAAAAGAGCAAAGAACUUGCCUUAAAACUCAAAGACAAAACAAAUGAUGAGGAAACACUGAAGAAAGAGUUUGAUUUGUUUUGGGAACAGUGUGUGAAGAAUAUCAUCAGUGACACUCCUGAAAUUAAAGACAUUGACAUAAUGAGAGAUGUAAGAGAGAUCCUUAGUGACAUCUAUGAAAGUGUUCCUGUAGAUCACUGGAGGGAGAGCAGGGAUAUUUUCACAAUGCCAGUGUAUUCAGAUUAUGUAAAACUAAAGAAAUCCAUUGGAAUUACAGGAGCUUUUACAAAUAUCUACAGAUCAGCUAAAGAGAAGUUGUGUUAUAUUCUGUCUCAAGAAGAUGAAUCUCAAAUAAGAUCAUUUAUCAGAGAUGUUGUUCAACAGACAGACAAAGAGAUUCAGUCAUUUAACAUCUCAAAGAUGGGCUACAACAUCAGCUGCAUUCACCAGCUCACAGGUUACAUCAAGGCAAGAGUGACAGAACAUGAGACAGGACGAGUGAAAUAUGUGUUCAAGAAUGAAUUCUUUAGGGAUUUGGUUCUUUCCAUCUGUAAGAGAACAAACAGGAUGAUCACUGACCAACACGGGCUUUUCAGGGAAGCCAAUGAUCCUGUAAUAUAUGUUGAGAAGAAGAGAGAAGAGUACUAUCAUAUUUUCCAGAAAUACUGUCAUGGAUCUGCAUCAGCUGCUAUUUUUGGUGAGAUCAUCUGUCAGAAACUCAAAGUACCCAUUGAGCAGAGUGUCUACAAGAAAACUGCAAAUGACCAGGCAGGUGAAAUGAGAACAAAUUGUCCAUCACUGAAUGGAAACAGAUCAAAACUGGAGAAACACAUCCUGAAGAGACUAGCAGAAGAGGAGGAUUUUGUCAAAUACAUGGAGUACAUUCAUAAUCCCAGAGAUCUCUUCAAGAGUUUCAUCAGAGAUGAAGUCUGUCAGUACAUCACUGAUCAGUUCAGUCUCAGUGUUUUACCCAAGAUGAAGGAGAACAUUAAACUCCUGCAGCAGAAGAUCAUGGAAGCAGCACAUGAAUCUACUGAACAUGUUCAACUGAACAGAGGAGAUGUUGGUUUGUGGUUGAAGAGUUUCACACAGCAGCUUUCAGACGAGCUGAUUUUCUCUGAAAAAGACCUCAGUGGAGUGAAACAUGAUGAUGUUGACGAUUUCAACCUCCUAGAAGAGGUGAUAAGAAAAGAGCUUCCUGCUAUAAUGUCUCAGAUUAGCUUGAGAGUCACAAGAAGGUCAUUUGAUGAAAAAUUGGACUAUAGGUUCAGACCAGAUGAGCUUCUGAUUGAUCACUUCUGUCAGUGCUGUUGGGUUCAGUGUCCAUUCUGCAAUGCAAUCUGCACAAACACCAUUGAAAAUCAUCCUGGAGAUCACAGUGUUCCUUUCCAUCGUGUCACUGGGAUAACUGGGAUGAAGUUCAGGAAUACGACAUACUUGACUGUUGACAUUUGCACAUCAGCAGUAACAAGUGAUGGAUCUUUUUACCCAGAUUCCUCAGACAACACAGUCCUCUGGAGAGAAUACAGAAAAGGAGGUGAUAGAUUUGCUAAGUGGAGCAUCACCCCUGAUCUCUCUGAACUUCCCUACUGGAAGUGGUUUGUGUGCAGAUUCCAGAAAGAUCUGGAAAAAUUCUACAACAACACUUUUGAGGAGUGUGGUAAGAUCCCAGAUGAAUGGAGAGAGCAACUGAAAGAUAACAGUAAAGCAAUACAGAGUUUAGAUGAGUACAUCUAAACUUUCUUCCAGGUUAGAAAAUACAGUAAAAUAAACUGCACUUAUGAAUUGUAAACAAACAGAUUCAGGUUUAUUGGAUGUAUAUUUUAGCUCACCCCUCCCCAAGAGGAUGCUACCAUAAAACCUUUGUUGUUAUUCCAGUGAAGUUAUAUGUCUUUGUCAUAAGGUACCAUCAGACAGGGAGAUGAUUGGCAUCUGCAGUGAAGGAUAUUUUCCUCUAACUAAAUCUACAAAGUUGGAUCACUAUUUAUGAAAAUUCUACAUAAAUGUGGAUAUGUUUAAAACCACAGUUUAUGAUUUCUGACAUUAGUUUUUCACUGUUUCAAGAAUAUAAAUCUCAAAUAAGAUAAUUUGUCAGAGAAGUUGCUCAGGAGACAGAUAAAAUCAUUCAUUUAACAUCAUUAGCUGAAAGAAGAAAUUAGAAUAAACUGUCACUGAAAUAUUUAUUAGUUAUUCCUUUUUAUUAUUAUAUUUUUCAUUACUAAUCAAAACAGCUAAACAUGGCAUGACACAUAUAAAUCUCAGUGCUGGUAAUCAGACGUUUGGAGAAAAGUGUGAAAAAUAAUUUUGUUUUAAAAUCAAAUGAUUAAAAAAUCACUUUAGUGUACACACUCUACACAAAUAAUGUCAUUCAAGACACAUAAUGAAUUGAUCUGUUGGAAAGACCUUGUCAGUUGUCCUUUUUGUUUUGACUUUAGGAUUAGAAAUUAUUUAAACAACAUUAACAUUGUGUAGAUCUCUAAAAGCAGAUUUGAAUGUGCUGACUAUACUUUAGUCGUUAUUAAAAUUCAAUACUUAGACAUUACCAAAAUAUAUC